CCACAUAUAAGCUUGCCCGCGAGAUUUGCAAAUGCUGAACAACACUCCUCAAAACAGAUCGAUGUUUGAUUCUCGACCAUACUAGCGCUGUCCAUCUAUUCUUUUCGUGAGAGACUGCUCGAGCAUUCAAGUAUAUAUGCCUCGCAUCGUGACCCUCACUGCGAUUUUCGCUGUCUUCAUUUCCAUCAUCAUCUUCAACACCCAGCUCAAGAGCUUCUUCACAGACAUCACUUCUCAACUCACCACAAACAACACAACAAAGAGUAGCACAGCGCUGUCUUCACCCGCUCAAGACAACUCACCCGACUCUUCUAUGCUCAACGCAGUAAAGAACAACAUGUCAAAGACCCUCCACCACGCAAAGAUCACGCCGCACCGCAGCGGCACCCGCGGCCACUCGGACCACGGCUGGCUCAACACCUACCACAGCUUCUCCUUCGCAAACUGGUACGACCCGCGCUUCAACAACUUCGGCAGCCUGCGCGUCCUCAACGAGGACCGCGUGAAGGCCAACUCGGGCUUCCCCACGCACCCGCACCGCGACUUUGAAAUCUUCAGCUACAUCCUCUCGGGCGAGCUCACGCACCGCGACUCGAUGCUGACAAAGGGCGCCGAGGGCGGGCAGAGCGACAAGUUUUACCGCAUGCACCGCGGCGACGUCCAGUUCACCACGGGCGGCACCGGCAUCGCGCACUCCGAGUUCAACGAGCACCACAAGGACACGGUGCAUUUCUUGCAGAUCUGGGCCGUCCCUUGGAAGAGGGGUCUCCCGCCUACCUACCACACACGCCAUUUCGCCGACGAGGAUAAGCGCAAGGGUUUUGUGACGAUCUUGUCGCCUCUCAAGGCCGGCCCCGACGCCUCGGCGGCGGAGGAGAAGGCUGCGGAGCCGAGGAUCCCGGAUACGAUCCCUAUCCACGCCGAUUUCGUCAUGGGCGCGGGUAUCAUUGCGCCCGGGACGGACGGUGCCUUUGAGUGGGUUGUCGGCGGCAAGGCGACGGAGCAGACGAAGCGCAAGGUGUUUGUGCACCUGCCCAUGACGAAGAGCGGCAAGGCUAAGAUUAGGAUCGAUGGCCGCGAGGAUGCUGUCUUGUCUGAGGGUGACGGCGCGUUUGUCGACGCGGUCAACGCUGGGGAUAAGUUGAAGGUUGAAAGUAUCGGCGAGGCCGAGGCCGAGGUUGUCGUUUUGGAUACGGCAUAAAGGAAGUUUUGGGCAGAAAAAG
Colletotrichum scovillei is the source of this 1223-nucleotide messenger RNA. RefSeq names its product pirin. Bases 137 to 1201 code for a protein of 354 amino acids. The transcript has a single exon. The record is from RefSeq and is a predicted model, not a curated record. NCBI's taxonomy places the organism in Eukaryota, Fungi, Ascomycota, Sordariomycetes, Glomerellales, Glomerellaceae.